Molecule: messenger RNA, 639 nt
Organism: Coniosporium apollinis CBS 100218
Lineage: Eukaryota; Fungi; Ascomycota; Dothideomycetes
Exons: 1
Coding region: 1-639 (212 amino acids)
Source: RefSeq, a predicted model, not a curated record
AUGCCGAGUUCAGAACCCACCACCUCGCCUCCGAUCCAAGCCCGCGACUUCGCACCCCGUGCCGCACCGCGCACUACCUCUCCCCACGACUCUCCCAUCUCAGCCACAGCCCGCAUCACCACCCAGCCAGACGUCCAAGUAUCCAGUCCACCUCGUCCCACGAGCUCAGAACGCAUCCUCGGACCAACAACCCACUACGCUCCCCAUCCCAACCCCACCCCCGGCUCCGUAGAAUCCGACCAAGUCUUCCUCCGCGGCGGCGAGGUUGCGCGUGCGCACCACUUCCGCACCGUCCCGCCCGCGCGAAGAUCCACUAUCUCGACUACAGCGCUUGCGAUGUUAACAGAAACAGCACCGACGUUGGCAACUGUGCUGCGCUCUGCGCACACCCGCCGCCCACGCUUCGUCCUGACGCCACAGCGCGCCAUCGACGACGAGCGGGAGAACUCGGGUGCGGUGGAGGAGAGGGCAAUGAUGGAAGAGUUGAGGGAGAGGGAGAGGGUGCUGGGUAUCAGGGGCGGGACUGGAGUUGGAGGUGCCGCGGCGGGUGGGCAGGGGGCGAGCGGGGCGGAUGUUGGGGUAAUGGAUGAGACACCGCCAAGGGAGGGGAGGUUUGCGAGGAUCGCUAGAGGAGUUUGA